CAAAUUAACACCCCAACACAAAAUGUCAACAGGCCACUCAACAACCACACCCGCCACACACCACGAACCUUACCCCGACCCCAUCGCCCUCACCUCCACACCCUCAAACCCAAACAAAGUAAACUACACACCUAAUCCCUCCUCCUCUAUCCCUAUCUCUCCUUCCCGUAAAAAAUCGUUGAUAGUAUUACAUCGCUUUAUAGCGGUAGUUGUGUAGAAGGAGGAACAGGAGAACAGGAUAUGCGUGUUUAUGCUGGGAAGGCGAUUUAUGAUGAUCCGUGGAGUUAUUGUGAUGAUAGGUUUAAGAUUGCGGGUCAGUGGUAUGGUGAGUUUGGUCUAUUGGGUGUUGUCUGAGAGAUAAAGAAGGAGGAGAGUGGAUAGAUGGGGUGUGGGGUCAGAAAGCUUAAGGGGAACGGAUGGAGGAGAGAAGGAAGAAGGGAAAGGGGCUAAUUUGUGGAAUUGAUAGGAAUUCCUAUGGUAAUGGCCUCGACCAACACACUCGCUACAGAGAUAGUUAAAUCCUCAGAUGAUGAAAUCGUUUUCAAGUUACGACAGGAAUAUAAGCCGAAACUUUCACCUAAAGCUAAGAUUAUUGAUAAUAUGUAUAUCCUUCUCCCUCAAGCUCCCUAGUUCAAGGAUGUAUAAAAACAUAACUUACACGAAAUAGGUCUUGUAAGUUUAAAGCCCAUCAAGGAAGGAGAUAAAGAAAAAGUUAUCUAUCAUAAAGAUAUGUGGAAUGAGAAGGAUUAUAGUCAUGAGGGGCUGGGGAAAGUUUUUAAAACGCUGAAUGGAGAUUAUUUGACGGGGAUUAAUAGGCCGCCAAAGAGUUUGUGG
Molecule: messenger RNA, 834 nt
Organism: Sclerotinia trifoliorum
Lineage: Eukaryota; Fungi; Ascomycota; Leotiomycetes; Helotiales; Sclerotiniaceae
Source: the annotation of a GenBank genome assembly